Messenger RNA from Aspergillus piperis CBS 112811, 1070 nucleotides. RefSeq lists its product as uncharacterized. The transcript has a single exon. Bases 164 to 1063 code for a protein of 299 amino acids. The record is from RefSeq and is a predicted model, not a curated record. Lineage: Eukaryota; Fungi; Ascomycota; Eurotiomycetes; Eurotiales; Aspergillaceae.
GCAAGCUUUCUUCGUCUCGAGUAUUCCUCUUUCUUCUCAUCAGCAGCACAUCAUUCGUUCUUUACCAAAGCCCACUACUGUCAUUCCUUACCAUAACCCACAAGAACAUACCAAAGUCUAUUCUCUCCCUUUCAAUCUCCUUUAUCAAAUACCAUCAAGCACAAUGAAGGCCUCCUUUAUCACUCUUCUCGCUGCUCUGGCCACCUCGGCCCUCGCCGCCCCUACCGGUGGUGUUCCUGGAGUCUCUGAGGUCACCAAGACUGUGAACAUUGGUUCCGUCUCCAGCAACGUGAUUUCCACCCCCAGUGCCAGUGCUAGUGCUGGGGCUACCGGCCACAUUGUUCAGGACGCUGGCAAUGGUGUCAACCAGGUCCUGACUGUUACUGGCGCCGACGCCAAGAAGCUCCUCGUCCAACUCAGCCCCGAGGUUGCUAAUCUCCUGUCCGGCCUGGGUCUGCCUGGCCUUGGAUCCUCUGUGGGUUCCAUUAUCAAGACCGCUGGGUCCGUUGGCGACCUUCUCAAGGAUGUCGGCAAAGUCGUCGACGGCCUUCUCACUGUUGUCGAUAAGGACGGCAGGGCUCUUCUGAUCCAGCUCGACCCCGUGGUGACUGGUCUUCUCAGCGGUCUUGGACUCCCGGAGCUUGGUGUCCCCGUCGGCUCCAUUGUCGGCACUCUUGGCGAGAAUCUCAAGCGCUCGGCCGAUGGAGAGAUCGUUCAGGACCUUGCUCCCAAGGUUAAGGAUGUCCUCGAAGUUACCGGCUCCGACUCCAAGCGCCUGCUCGUCCAACUCAGCCCCUCCGUCGCCUCCCUCCUCUCCAGCCUUGACCUCCCCACCGUUGGAACCUCCGUUGGACAGAUCAUCAAGACCGCCGGCAGCGUUGGCGACCUUCUCAAGGACAUCUCUACUCCCGUUGAGCAGCUUCUGACCGUCAUCGGCCAGGAUGGCUCUUACCUCCUCAUUCAGCUGUCUCCUAACGUCGCCUCUCUUCUCACUGGCCUUGGCCUCCCCUCCCUUGGCACUUCUGUUGGCAGCGUUGUUGCGACUCUCGGUCAGAACCUGUAAAUUGUGA